Messenger RNA from Lates calcarifer (barramundi perch), 2855 nucleotides. RefSeq names its product coiled-coil domain-containing protein 73. NCBI's taxonomy places the organism in Eukaryota, Metazoa, Chordata, Actinopteri, Centropomidae. Bases 209 to 2056 code for a protein of 615 amino acids. The record is from RefSeq and is a predicted model, not a curated record. The transcript has 16 exons.
GGGGCAAUCUUCAAAUCCUACUCAAUGAGCAGUUAAGCAUCAAAUAUCCUCAAUGGCAAUCUGACAUGAAAAGUUCAUCUUUUCAGGGCCUGGACACACGAGGGCGCUGUUGGAUUCCAAUUGGUGAUACAUGUACGUUAAGGCUAAUUACCAAAGUAACAGGCAGCAGAAGCCGUAGUGCUACCUUGGCCUGCCCUGAAACAACCCAAUGGAUCUCAGUUCAGGCUCUGAAACAGCCACCCCUUACACCACUGUAGGAGGACCUGCUUUGGAGCAGGAGCUGUCUCUGCCCAGCGCCCACUGUCAAACAGAAAGUGGAUGCACUCUUUUACUACAGUUGCUGGAAUUUAAAACUCACCUAGUUGAGGCUGUAGAGGAGCUGCAUAUUAGGAAGGAUGCAGAGACACUCUCUGAGGGUCAGAUCAGUAAACUGGUGUUGGAGAAACAGAAGCUAGAGUGGGAGAAGGAAUCCCUACAACAUCAAAUUGAAACAGUCUCAAACCAGCACACAGAGUCACUCAGCAAUGUUAAGAAGCAGUUUCAGGCCAAAAUCAGAAACGUUGAGGAGGAGAAGGGGAAAUUCCAGGUCAGUGCUGAGUUAAAGGACAAGGAGAUUAACAACUUAAAAGAAGAGCUAAGGUCACUACAGUUGCUGAAGUACAACUUAGAGAAGAAAUCAAACGAGCUGGAACAGAAACUAGCUUUGCAGAGCAGGUCAAAGGACAGCCACUUGAACCAGCUGGGGGAGGUGGAGAAACAAUUCAGUGCUCUGUCCAGGAAGUGUGCCAUGGUCAAGCAGGCCCAUGAGAAACUAGAGCAAACUGUUGAUGAGGCCAUGAGAAUCAAUAAGAAACUGACUUCUACAAAUGAAAAACAAGAAGUAACCAUUGUGUCACUGAAGAAGGCGCUGGAGGAGGUGAGUAACAAGCUGAUCAAAGUCGAGAUGACAUCAAUCAGACAUGACAAGACCCACAGUCAUACAAGCAAAGAGCAGUAUAUACAGAAGCUGCACCAGAAACUGAAUAUGGAAACUGCCAUGAACAAGAAGCUCAGGGAGGAAAAUGUAGCUGUAAGAGCGGAAAAACAGGAGGUCAUGAGGUCCCUGCAGCAUACCCAGCAGCUAUUGUUGAGUCAGACACAGACAGUAAAUGGAAUAGAGCUGGAGCUGCAUACACAAAGAGAGCAGUACCAGGUCCUUAAGCAGGAACAUGAGGUGAUGCGAGACAAAAGCAAGGCAAUGGAAGACAAGGUGGCCCAACUGAUGGAGUGCCACGCUGCUUCCAAGACCAGCUGGGCCAAAGAGAUGAGAAACAGCAGUCAGGUCUUCCAUCUUACUGAACUCAACUCCAGCUCUGAGCUGCCGGGCUCUGGAAGUCUGCAGCAGUUGGCCUUCUCUCAAAUCAAAAACACAGACUGUCUUGAGGAUGCAGGACCUGUGACAAAGCUAGUAACUGGAGGACAAGAAGCUAUAAACCUCCAACAGCAAUUUCAAUUUAAACAGCCCCUGAACACUUCAAACUUGCUUACCUGCCCACUUAUCACCAACAGUCUUUUUAGCCCCUGCAGUCACUGUGGGACAACAGGCAAUGACAGCAGUAUAUUGAGCAGUGAGAGUGAUCCUGAUGUAGCUUCAGAUUUAAUGUAUGCUACUUCCCCUGUGACUGAUGUUAAUUUCCUGAUUAGCAAAGUGAGCUGUGUGAGCGGCACUACUUCAAACAGUGAUCACAAGUCUAUCAACACAUCUGUAGGUUUACUGAGCAAAGAAAAAAAUGAAGAAGGUGGAGCAGAAGAGAGAGUAAAGACAGCAAAGCACACAUCAAAAACACCAGAAACACACAUACUGGCUCAGACAACAACUGACUGGACUAGCAAGAAGAGCAACAUACAGCAGGUCAUUGACUGCGUGGGUAGUGAGCCACCACAGGCUGUCUAUGAGCCCUCAGACAACUCAAGUUUCUCUCAGAAAGUCAUUGAGAAGGAUACUGACUCCAGCCAUGUGAACAAAGAGCGUGAAAUUUGUAGAGAAGGACAGUUGCUCCACACCCUCAGCUUCUGAUGGAAGUGUUGAUCAUGGGCUUAACACCAUACAAAACCUGUGCCAUGAUGAGGUCCAGACACAAGAUGCUGAGCCACUCAGUCAGAUGCCAAAUCAAAUUUCUGAAGUUUCUGACAAAUCCGCAGAAGGGAAGCAGAUGAACAGAUCAGCAGCUGAUUUCCCCACUGAGCAUUCGGAACCUCAGAGUCAGUCAAGAACUUGUGGCUCACAGACAAAUGCUGUACCAUUAGCUGCUCCAACAGACACUAUUGUCAGUAUCCAGGAGUUAGAGACAACUACAGCACAAACAGUACCUAGUCUUCUCUCUGACAUCACCAGUAACAUGAAACAAACAGAUGAAAUGUGUGUGAGUGGGGGAUGUGUAUUAUUGAGAACACUGGUUGAACCACAACCAUUAUCUCAAAGUUGGGAAAUCUCAGAACAAGUAACCAAUAAUGAUGAUGACGGUGAUUCUAGUGAAUAUAAAGGUGAAGGUCAAUCAAAUGUGGGCACACAAGAAAAUUAUGACAGAGAGACUUUUGAGAAGUUUUUGGAAAAAUCUAAUUUCAAGGAUGUCUGUGUUGGCAUCACGAUGGACACUGUAGACCUUGAGGUGGAGUCUGGCACUUGUCAGAACCAUAAGAAAGAUGACAAAAUAGAAGACACAAAAGAUGAAAAGACCACUAAAAGUGAGACCAAUUUGAAGCUGUCUGUUCCAAAUAGACCCAAGGUGUCAUUUGAUUUGGUCUCAGCCCUGCAUCAGUUUGUUCAGGUAUUACAAUUUAAAAACUGAAGUAUAACCAUUUACAGGCCAUCAUAA